AUGACAUUUGAGCGUCGAUAUUCUUUUCGUGGAGAUGAUACUGCUUAUAUCAAGCAUCUUGAGUCACGGGUUUUGGAGUUGGAGCGAAAACUCCCCCAAUCACUACAGCGAGCAUCCCGCGACAAAGAACAGCCAGACACGAUCAACACAUGUCCAUUUUGUGAGAAAUGUGGAAACAACACUGGUGCCGAGACGAAUCUUAGCACAGAGCCACAAGACAGACUGGCCUCGGGAGACGAUCAAUCCUUGAUCCCUGCGACAGGACUAGCUACGACAUUGAGCGACCGUUUGGGGAAUGCCUCUGACGCUCGGUCAACAGCGGCAGCGAGCGGGAAUCGAGAAGGGGAGUCAAGUCGAAGUGAUCAAGGCACCAGAGAUGGUAAUGUUGAUUUUAUUCUAUGGAAUCCUCAUGUCGAAUCGCAAAAGCACCGAAAUGAGCCCAGCAAAUACAGAAUGCAUGAAACUUUGCGCUUGAAGAAUUUUAUAGCCUCCGUGAGCGAACUACCGAUAUCUAAACAUUGGAAAAAAUGGUACUCAGGGAGAAGUGACACCCACUGGCGGGAUAUAUGUGGGUUCACAUUGGAUUUGCCAAUGAUUCCCGCGAAGCUACCAACGGUCUCAUCGUCUGCGGCGACCACGCCUACAUCCACGGAUUCACUCACGCCUUCACUCACGCCUUCUCCCACGCCUUCACCCACGCCUACAUCCACGCAUACUUCCCAGUCCUCACACACGCCUACGCCCAUAGAAAUUUUGCUCUCAGGUCACAUCUCGUCAUUAGAAUCAUUGGAAAACACAGAGCGUAAUAAUGCAUGCUUUCGAAGGCUUGUACUCUGUUCCGCAUGUGUAGUCGCUUUGGAAACCACCCAUGUUGGCUUUCAAGAGGACGUAUACAAAGUCAUGAGACGAAUUUUUGAAUCCAACGCUUCCAAAGACCGGCUUCAAGCACUGGGUCGUGGUGCCAAAUGGAUCAACCAAGCCAUUUCUUCUUUGUCAAGCACCGAAUGGGAGUUGCGGAGCUGGGAUAUCCCUUUGCUUGUCUUGAUUGCUACCUCCGGUUCUCUGGCUGCUCGUUUCAGCCAGAAGAACUCCGUGAAGGAGUGGAACAAAGUCUAUCUAGGAGUCGCAACAUAA
Molecule: messenger RNA, 1134 nt
Organism: Penicillium longicatenatum
Lineage: Eukaryota; Fungi; Ascomycota; Eurotiomycetes; Eurotiales; Aspergillaceae
Exons: 2
Coding region: 1-1134 (377 amino acids)
Source: RefSeq, a predicted model, not a curated record